UACCAACGAAUGCACCAACUGACGGGAGAUUCUGGCACGUUCGCGUCCAUGAACUACCCGCACUACCCCUACCAUAACCACGUGUACCAACAGUGGAACAUCACCGUGGAUACACACGAGGCUGUCAAACUCACGCUUGUGUUCAUCGAUACACAAGGCUAUCCGGGGCACUGCCGUAACGACUAUGUACAAGUUGUAGACCCCUAUGAGCACAAAUCCUUGUCUUGGUGUGGCACUUGUGCGCACUCGUCGACUAGUACUGUAACCUCAGCUGAACACAGUCUGUACGUCUUCUUCGUCACGGACUUUGUGAUUCGCAGAGCUGGGUUUUCAGCACGGUAUGAGGCAGUGGACAACAGGCUAGGACCACCUACUCCAGCUGUUCCAGACACUACAUCUGAUUGGCUGUUGGUCAGCGACGGGAUCAAACAAAUCAGCGUCAGUGCCUCCACCAAUCAGGUGUGGGCUCUGGAUGUGGACGGCAGGCCGCUGCGACGAAUGGGUAUCACCAAAACAGCUCCUCAAGGUACGCACGGGUAUCACUAAAACAGCUCCACAAGGUAAGCCCGGUAUCACCUAAACAGCUCCACAAGGUAAGCACGGGUAUCACCUAAACAGCUCCACAAGGUACGCACGGGUAUCACCUAAACAGCUCCACAAGGUACGCACGGGUAUCACUAAAACAGCUCCACAAGGUACGCAA
Messenger RNA from Branchiostoma floridae (Florida lancelet), 703 nucleotides. Its product is annotated as deleted in malignant brain tumors 1 protein-like. NCBI's taxonomy places the organism in Eukaryota, Metazoa, Chordata, Leptocardii, Amphioxiformes, Branchiostomatidae. The record is from RefSeq and is a predicted model, not a curated record. Bases 10 to 546 code for a protein of 178 amino acids. The transcript has 2 exons.